Molecule: messenger RNA, 2648 nt
Organism: Bufo bufo (common toad)
Lineage: Eukaryota; Metazoa; Chordata; Amphibia; Anura; Bufonidae
Gene: PELI2
Product: pellino E3 ubiquitin protein ligase family member 2
Exons: 9
Coding region: 764-2281 (505 amino acids)
Biological process (GO): protein polyubiquitination; regulation of Toll signaling pathway
Molecular function (GO): ubiquitin protein ligase activity; protein binding
Source: RefSeq, a predicted model, not a curated record
ACACAGGUGUAAAAGGCCAAGAAAAAAAGUAGAUAAAAAUAGAACGGCCCCUUUAAGAACUCCCAUCCCAUUUUACUCUAUGUUUACAUAACAGUAUGGACGCGUCCACUCUACACUCCAUCGGAGGGGGAGGAUGUCGGCGACGUCAUACGUGUGAGGUUCAAGUUCCCAGUCAGUUACUCGUUGACUAUGAUCUGUAAAUAUUACUAGGAAAUGAACGGAGCGGGAGGACGGUAGAUAAGAACGAGCAGAGGGGAGGCAGAACGGAUACGAGAUGAGACCACGCCCCUUUCUCCCCCCGGGGGUAAUUCGGUGUCCUGUUGCCACGGCACUUGGAGAGCAGCGGGGUUCCAUUUGUUGUCUGGAGGGGGAGGAGGAAGGAGGUCGGCCCGGCGAGUCAUUCGCAGCCUCGGAGCAGGAGGGCGGAGAGGAAGAGAAGAAGAAGAGGAGGAGGAGGGGGGCCGACAGCAUCUCGUACGGGUAGUGGCAGCGGCUUGUAUCCGAGGAGAGACUGCACCGCGCGGUGGGCGGUUGGCUUGGAGCAUCACCCCCCCCUCCGUGACCUGGUGAAGUGGAGUGUCCCGGGGUUUGGCCGUUACCAAGGAGGAAGGAGAGCUGACCGGGUUUGUCGCCUGGAUUCCCCCCCGGACUUGUGAUCUGCGCCACGGAGGGGAGCCUCUAUGAAGUCGGCCGAGCAGCUCCCCGGGGGGUUGCGUUAGCGAUUGUGGAGGGGAUUGUGGCGGCUCGCGGAGGAUCGUCCUCCAUGUUUUCCCCGAGUCAGGAGGAGCACUGCGCCCCCAACAAGGAGCCCGUCAAGUACGGGGAGCUGGUGGUGCUGGGGUACAAUGGCUGCCUUCCUAACGGAGACCGAGGCAGAAGGAAAAGCAGAUUUGCACUCUAUAAGCGGCCUAAAUCCAACGGUGUCAGAGCCAGCAGCGUUCACGUGAUCUCCACUCCACAGGCCUCUAAGGGUCUAUGUAUACAGAAUGAAGGGAGCAGCGCUGAUAGUGUGCAGGCGUGCGCAGUCUCACACAGUCCUGCAGAGGAGCUGGCACCAGCAGGCACUGGCGGCAGUGUGACAGGCAGUGACCUAGCGCAGGGCAGCUCUGGGCUGCAGAAGACCUUAGCUUGCCCAGAAGAUGAAGCAGCGGACAUGUCUCAGGAGCAUUUGGGUAGCAGCUCAGAUGAUGAUGAUGAUCACCAAAUAGAUCUUGCCCGCCGUUUCCAGGCGAUCAGCAGUAGAGGUCAGCACAGCAUCUCCUACACGCUGUCCAGAAACCAGACCGUGGUGGUGGAGUACACGCACGACAAGGACACCGACAUGUUUCAGAUUGGAAGAUCGACAGAAAGCCCGAUUGACUUUGUUGUUACGGACACAAUAUCUGGUAACCAGAACGAUGAGACUCAGAUAACACAAAGUACCAUCUCCAGGUUCGCAUGCAGGAUCGUCUGUGACCGCAAUCUACCGUACACGGCGAGGAUCUUUGCAGCGGGAUUCGACUCCUCAAAAAAUAUCUUUCUUGGUGAGAAAGCAGCUAAGUGGAAGAACACCGAUGGUCACAUGGAUGGAUUAACCACCAAUGGUGUUCUUGUAAUGCAUCCGAAAGGGGGUUUCACUGAUGAAUCCAAACCUGGUGUUUGGAGGGAAAUCUCAGUUUGUGGGGAUGUCUACACUCUCCGAGAAACCAGGUCGGCUCAGCAGAGAGGAAAACUGGUGGAGAACGAAACCAACAUUCUUCAGGAUGGAUCUCUGAUUGACUUGUGUGGAGCUACCCUCCUCUGGAGAACAGCAGAUGGCUUGUUUCAUACACCAACCCAAAAACACAUUGAAGCCUUGAGACAGGAGAUUAACGCCGCCCGGCCUCAGUGUCCAGUUGGAUUAAACACUUUAGCUUUUCCAAGUAUUAACCGCAAGGAUGUAGUGGAAGAAAAACAGCCUUGGGCUUACCUUACCUGUGGCCACGUACACGGAUAUCACAACUGGGGUCAUCGGAGCGACGCGGAUGCCAACGAGAGGGAAUGCCCUAUGUGCAGAACAAUUGGUCCAUAUGUGCCUCUCUGGCUUGGAUGCGAAGCUGGAUUUUACGUAGACGUUGGCCCUCCUACACACGCUUUUAGCCCUUGCGGACAUGUCUGCUCAGAAAAAUCUGCCAAAUACUGGUCUCAGAUCCCACUUCCUCACGGUACCCACGCAUUUCACGCCGCUUGUCCUUUCUGUGCAACACAACUGACUGGAGAAGAAAGCUGCGUUAAGCUUAUUUUCCAGGGCCCUAUUGACUGAUGCUAUUUAUAACAGAAUAACAUUUUGUUAAUAAAAAAAAUUAAAAAAAAAAAAGAAAAAAUACUGUGAAGUUUUCACCACUAAUAACUAGAUUUUUUUUUUGUUAUUAUUUUAUCAAAGGGGCUCAAAUAGCUGAUGGUUUUUGUGUUUUCAAAUUGAUCAGAUGUGCACCAGCAGCUUAAUCGUGGACAUAUAAUUAUUUUUAUUUUAAUACAAACCCUUUGCUUGAAAGAGGGAUGCGUUUUCAUUUUUAAGUUUACUUUUUAUUUUGUGGUCAUUUCCCCCCCCCUUCCUAUACUGCCCACAGAGCAAAGGCAGCCAUCUUGCAGGCUUAGACAGUACUGGUUAAAGGGGUUGUCCGCGUUCA